This is a messenger RNA of Otolemur garnettii (small-eared galago), 366 nucleotides long. RefSeq names its product ribosomal protein L23a (gene RPL23A). Gene Ontology annotation, cellular component: ribosome; cytosolic large ribosomal subunit. Lineage: Eukaryota; Metazoa; Chordata; Mammalia; Primates; Galagidae. The record is from RefSeq and is a predicted model, not a curated record. The transcript is spliced from 4 exons. Gene Ontology annotation, molecular function: structural constituent of ribosome; rRNA binding. Gene Ontology annotation, biological process: ribosomal large subunit assembly; translation. Bases 33 to 326 code for a protein of 97 amino acids.
UGCAAACGGGUCUCAGACGGUCUUUUCACAAGAUGGCGCCGAAAGCAAAGAAGGAAGCUCCUGCCCCUCCCAAAGCAGAAGCCAAGGCAAAGGCAUUGAAGGCCAAGAAGGCAGUGCUAAAAGGCAUCCACAGCCACAAAAAAAAGAAGAUCCGUACAUCACCCACCUUCCGGCGGCCAAAGACUCUGAGGCUCCGGAGGCAGCCCAAAUAUCCUCGGAAGAGCGCCCCCAGGAGAAACAAGCCUGAUGGUGAGAAGAAGGCAUAUGUUCGACUGGCUCCUGAUUAUGAUGCUUUGGAUGUUGCCAACAAAAUUGGGAUCAUCUAAACCAAGUCCAGCUGGCUAAUUCUAAAUAUAUAACUUUUCA